UUUGAAUUUUUAGACGGUAAUCCAUGUUAUGAUCGAGAGACAUUAGCGCCACAACGAUGUGUUCCUGACUUCAUCAAUGCUGCAUUCAACCUCGAAGUUGAGGUGACAAAUACAUGUGGCGUACGAUAUCCCACUAAAUUCUGUGUCCAAUCGGGUCAUUCGGGUUUACGAAGCGAAUGCGAUACAUGUGAUGCUCGACAUCCGGCGUUUGAACAUCCGGCACGUUUUCUUACGGAUUUCAAUAAUGCCAACAAUGAGACGUGGUGGCAGUCGGAAACCAUGAAUGAGAAUAUGCAGUAUCCAAACAGUGUGAAUCUCACUCUUACUCUUGGAAAGUCUUUCGAUAUCACAUAUGUGCGGCUAAAAUUCAUUUCACCUCGACCAGAGUCAUUUGCCAUCUACAAAAAGACGUCAUUAGAAGAUGAAUGGGAACCAUGGCAAUAUUAUUCUGGCUCAUGUCGUGCCACAUAUGGUCUUCCAGACAAAGCCCCAAUACUUCCGGGUAACGAGGCUGUUGCUCAGUGCACGAAGGAAUUCUCUGACAUUUCGCCGAUAACCGGAGGAAAUAUCGCGUUCUCGACUCUUGAAGGGAGACCCUCGGCUCAUGCCUUUGAAGACAGCGAAGUUUUGCAGCAAUGGGUAACGGCCUCCGCUAUUAGAAUUGUCUUAAAUCGAAUGAACACCUUCGGAGACGAAGUAUUUGGUGAUCCGCAAGUGUUGCGAAGUUAUUACUACGCCAUUUCCGACUUUGCAGUCGGAGGACGAUGCAAGUGUAACGGCCAUGCAUCCGAAUGUGUUCAGUCGUCUAGUAUGGACGGUGAGAAUAGACUGGUUUGUCGCUGUGAACACAACACUCAGGGUGCUGACUGUGAUGAGUGUUUACCUUUCUACAAUGAUCGACCUUGGCGUCCUGGAACUGCCAGUGAAGCCAACGAGUGCAUUGCUUGUAACUGCUCUCAACUCUCCAAUCGCUGUUUCUUCGAUCACGAGCUGUUCGAGAAAACCGGCCACGGUGGACAUUGUAUUGACUGUCAGGGAAAUACACACAUUGGUUCAUUGUCGCAACAGUGUGAUAACACGGGUCAAUGUCACUGUAAACCCGGAGUUGGCGGACGCUACUGUGAUCAAUGUAUGGAUGGAUUCUUCGAUUUUGGACCAAAUGGAUGCAAAGACUGUGGUUGUGAGCUUGCUGGUUCACAUGCUAAUCAUCCCCAUUGCGAUGUGGUCACUGGCACAUGUCUUUGUAAAGAAAAGUGGUCCGCUCAGUCUCAUUACGGGUUUGUGGAUGCUCAGUGGGCUGAGUUAGAUCAUGCAUUAGCGGCGUCCAGUGCGGAUGAAGGACCAGUUCAUUUUUUGGCUCCUGAACAAUUUAGUGGUGACCAACGCAGUUCCUAUAAUCAGCUACUAACAUUUGAUCUACGCGUUACUAAACAAGGUGCUAGACCGAGCGUAAAAGAUGUAGUGAUUGUUGGUGGUGAUGGACAGGAGUUGUCAGUACCAAUUUUCGCUCAAGAUAACCCAACACCAGGACUAGAAACUCAAUCAUAUCGAUUCCGUAUUCAUGCGGAUCCCCAAUUUCAAUGGCAUCCUCGUCUUAAUGAGUUGGACUUCAUCGGUAUUUUGUCGAAUGUUACAGCACUCAAAAUUAGAGGAACGUAUUCUUAUCAAGAUGUUGGUUUUCUAUCGAAUGUAAAACUUGGCACCGCUGGACUGGCACCAUCGUCUGUUCCUCGAGCAGCCAACUGGAUUGAGCAUUGCGAAUGUCUCAGCGGUUUCGUGGGUCAGUUCUGUGAGUCUUGUGCACCGGGUUAUAGACGUGAACUCAAAUACGGAGGACCAUUCAAUCGGUGCAUCAAAUGUGACUGUCAUGGUGCGUGCAUUUGUGAACAUAACACCGCAGGUGACACAUGCGAGCGAUGUGCUCGAGGAUACUAUGGAAAUGCAUUGACCGGUACUGAGACAGAUUGCGAGAAAUGUCCCUGCCCUGAGGACGGGCCAUGUAUUCUUCAUACCGAUGGCGAUAUAUUGUGCACAGAAUGCCCAAUAGGUUAUACUGGGCGGAGAUGUGAUGAGUGUUCGGAUGGUUAUUUCGGAAAUCCAAAAGAUGGAAUCCCGUGUAAAGAAUGUGAAUGUUCGGGUAACAUAGACCAGAACUCUAUCGGAAAUUGUGAUAAAGUUACUGGCGAAUGCAAAAAAUGUGUUUACAAUACACACGGAUUCCAUUGUGAGAAGUGUAAGCCAGGAUACUGGGGAGAUGCACUUUUGGAACCGAAAGGCAAUUGCAAAGCUUGCGGGUGCUUUGCACCCGGGACUCGUCGACCGACACAUGACUACGUUGUUUUGGAGUGCUCUCAGGAUAACGGCCAAUGCGACUGCCUUCCACAUAUCAUGGGGUUCCGCUGCGAUCAGCCUGAGUAUGGUUUCUUCAACAUUAGUUCUGGCAUUGGUGGUCAACCUUGUGGUUGUGAUCUCCUUGGAUCGGAGGAUGCCACUUGUGACAUUGUUACAGGUCGAUGUAAAUGUAAGCCAGGUGUUACUGGAAGACAGUGUAAUGAGUGUGCUCCAUACCACUUUGGUUUCGGUCCCAAAGGGUGUCAACCAUGUGACUGUGAAGUGAUCGGAAGUGAAAGUCUACAGUGUGAUGUUACCAGCGGUCAAUGUCUUUGUCGUGAUCACAUUGAGGGACGGCGUUGUGAUCAAUGCGUGGAAAACCGGUACGACAUCAAUUCUGGAUGUCUUCCAUGUGACGACUGCUACACCUUGAUUCAGACGCGAGUGAAUGCAUUCCGUGAAAGUGUGAAACAACUUGACAACACUUUGAAGGAGAUAAUAGAGAACCCUGCACCGGUCAACGACACCGCAUUCGAUGACCGUGUGAAGCAAGUUAGCGAAGAUGUUCAAAAAUUGUCCGAGAGUGUAACCCAGAGGCUAGGUUGGACUCCGUUCUUGUUUCAGUGGCAGAAUGAUAUUGCUGAUGCUUUGGUGAAUGUAAAGAGUGUAGACGAAAUGAUGAAUACAGCUAGAGGAAAAGUAGAGCAGACGGAAGUUGGACUCCAACGAUGGAAGAUAAUUAAUGAGCAAGCCAGGAGUGAAUUGGAAAACGCUUUACACUAUCUGGAUACUGAGGGCAAGACGCAGUGGGAAUUGGCUAAGGAGGCAAGCAAAAAAUACGGAGAGCAAAGCCAGCAAAUGUCAAUUUUGGCUCAAAAAACUCGUGAGGAGGCUGUUAGGCAUGAACAACAGUCAAAGGAGAUUGAGAGGCUUGCUGAGGAGGCGAACAUGAAUGCCAAAAAGGCGCACAAAGAGGCUCGGGAUGCUAUUUAUGGUGGUGAACAAAUUUCGCAACAAAUCGCUGAAAUGAGGGAGCGGCAGUCACAACUGAAUGAAACACUGAGAAGGACUCUAGAAUUGGCUGAAGAGCAGAAGAAUGCUGCAACAGCCGCUAAUCAGGCGGCAGCUGAAGCCUUGACUUCUGUGGAGAGUCUGCGCCUUCCGACUUUUGAUCCUCAGAAGCUAAAAGACGAAGCAAAAGAUAUCAAUGCCGAAGCAAUGUUGGCCAUUGAGAAUACAAGGAAGGAGGCUGAGAACAGCAAAGACACGUUAGAACAGGCUGCCCGAGCUGCUGCUGAGGCAAGAAAUGAGUUGCAAAGCGUUGAAGAUCAACAACAGGUCCGAUUUAAUUAUGUUGGGUUUUGUUGGCCGGAAAUGAUCAGUAGCAGUGCGUUAGUUAAGAUCUCUGAUGCCCUACUCGCUGACGUUGAUGCUGCAAGAGCACGAGCAGACGAUGCUUUGAAAAUGGCUGAAAAUACACUGAAGGACGCUGAGAGAACACUUGAAACUCUGAAUGAAUUCAACGAACGAGUGGAAAAAUCAAAAGCGGCUGCAAUUGAACAGUUAAAUAAGUUGGAUGAAAUUAAUGCUGCUAUCAAAAAAGCCGAAAUGGUAACUGCUGAUGCAGAAAAUGCUAUUGGCUCGGCAGCCGCUGAUGCGGAACAAGCAAGAGAACUGGCCCGUCAGGCUGGCGAGGAUGCAAAAAUUGUUAAUGCGAAGGCAAAAGCAUUCCAAAACUUGACGUUGCAAACGCGUAAGUCUGCUGAAGCGUUAAAUGUUGAUGUCGAUCAACUUAUUGAGGAAUUGGUUGAGACAAACUCCACUUUGGACAGCUACAAAACCCAAGCUGAAGCUGACAAACAAAUGGCAACCGAAGCUGUCCGCAAAGCAUCAUUGGCUGAGAAAGCUGCACGUGAUGCUAAUGCCACCAUUGCUGAAGAAGCUGGCCAGAUCAAGAAAAUCAUUGAUCGACUGAAUGCACUGGAAUCGGUAAACAACGCUGAGCUAGAUGAGUUGGAAUCCGAACUUGACAGCUUGGAGAAACUGCUGGCCGAAGCCCACAUGGAAACUCAGGUACCUAAACAUAAAAUGUCAAAAACUGAAGAGGAUAGGCGCAUAGCGCAAAUAAAAAGCGAGAUAGACUCCGUCUCGAAAGAGGUUCGAAAUCUGGAAGAGAUUCGUGAUGCGUUACCGACACAGUGCUAUAAUUUGGUGAAACUAGAGCAAGAAGGCCAGAAGAAGUGA
This is a messenger RNA of Angiostrongylus costaricensis, 4575 nucleotides long. The record is from the annotation of a GenBank genome assembly. Lineage: Eukaryota; Metazoa; Nematoda; Chromadorea; Rhabditida; Metastrongylidae.